Molecule: messenger RNA, 5368 nt
Organism: Salarias fasciatus (jewelled blenny)
Lineage: Eukaryota; Metazoa; Chordata; Actinopteri; Blenniiformes; Blenniidae
Gene: polr1a
Product: RNA polymerase I subunit A
Exons: 37
Coding region: 84-5120 (1678 amino acids)
Biological process (GO): DNA-templated transcription
Cellular component (GO): RNA polymerase I complex
Molecular function (GO): DNA binding
Source: RefSeq, a predicted model, not a curated record
GCGCUGCAGACAGUGUGGUUAGCCUUCAGCGACAUGAGUUAAAAUCAGAAAUAAACUCGGUAAAGUGACAAUCAUUGUUCAAGAUGUUGUUCAGAAAAGACGUACCAUGGCGGCGCUUGGAGGGCAUGUCGUUUGGGAUGUACUCAGCCGAGGAGAUCAGGAAGCUGAGUGUGAAAGCGAUCACUAACCCCAGGUUCCUGGACGGCGUGGGCAAUGUGGCUCCAAACAGCCUCUACGAUCUGGCCCUGGGACCCCCUGACUCCAAAGAGGUGUGUUCGACCUGCUCUCAGGAUUUCAACAACUGCCCGGGUCACCUGGGUCACGUCGACCUCCCGCUGCCAGUGUACAACCCGCUCUUCUUUGACAAACUCUACCUGCUGGUCCGCGGCUCGUGCCUGGCCUGCCACCAGCUGACGUGUCCCCGAGCCGCCGUCCACCUGCUGCUCAGCCAGCUGCGGCUGCUGGACCACGGCGCCAUGCGGGAGGUGUACGAGGCCGAGCAGGUUCUCAGCCAGUACCUGGACGAGAACCCUAAAGCCACAGCGGACGACAUCCAGCUGGCGCUGAAGCAGUUCACCGACGGCGUCGUCGGCGCUGAAGCACAAGCUUCAGACAACAUCAAACCCAUCAAACACUUGGUGGAGAAGAAGAGCAGUUUGAUCGGUGACUUCUGGAAGAUCCAGAUGAAGUCCCGGAGGUGUCCUCACUGCAGAUGCAGCAAGUCCACGGUGCGCCGUGAGCACAACAGCAAGCUGAUCGUCACGAUGCCCUCCGGCGUUCAGCCGACUCCGGCGGCCGACGGAGAGCUGGUGGCCGGACGCAGAGUCUACAUGACGGCCAGCACGGCCCGGGAGCACAUCGGCGCCCUGUGGGAGAAGGAAGGUUUCUUCCUGAAGACUCUGUUCUCGGGGCUGCAGGAGGGAGGCGGCUUCCGUCCGGACCUCUUCUUCCUGGAGCUGCUGGUCGUCCCCCCCUGCAGGUAUCGUCCAAUCAACCGGCUCGGGGACCAGAUGUUUACCAACGGGCAGACGGUCAACAUGCAGGCGGCCAUGAAGGACUGCGCCGUCAUCCGGAAGCUUCUGGCUCUGAUGGCGGGGGAGAAGCUCGCCCCGGAGGAAGGGAGUCCAGAGCAGAGCGACCAGACCUUCCUGGUGGGGAUCCCCGGCCAGACGCUGCAGGACAAGCUGUACAACAUGUGGGUCCGCCUGCAGAGCCACGUCAACAUCGUGUUCGACAGCGAGAUGGACAAAGUGAUGACGGAGAAAUUCCCCGGGAUCAGACAGGUCCUGGAGAAGAAGGACGGCCUGUUCCGGAAGCACAUGAUGGGGAAGCGAGUGGACCACGCCGCCCGCUCCGUCAUCUGCCCCGACAUGUACAUCGGCGUCAACGAGAUCGGGAUUCCCAUGGUGUUCGCCACCAAGCUGACUUACCCUCAGCCCGUCACGCCGUGGAACGUGAAGGAGCUGCGCCAGGCCGUCAUCAACGGGCCCAACGUGCACCCGGGCGCCGCCGCCGUGAUCAGCGAGGACGGCCGGAGGACCGUCCUGUCGGCCGCCGACGCCGCGCAGAGGGCGGCGGUGGCCAAGGAGCUGCUGACGCCGUCCCCGGGCCCGCACAAGAUGCCCAUGAAGAUCGUGAACCGCCACAUCAAGAACGGAGACGUGAUGCUGCUGAACAGACAGCCGACGCUGCACCGGCCCUCCAUCCAGGCCCACUGCGCCCGCAUCCUCCCGGGAGAGAAGGUGCUGAGGCUCCACUACGCCAACUGCAAGGCGUACAACGCCGACUUCGACGGGGACGAGAUGAACGCCCACUUCCCCCAGAGCGAGCUGGGCCGGGCCGAGGCCUACACGCUGGUCAGCACCGACAGGCAGUACCUCGUCCCCAAGGACGGGAAGCCCCUGGCGGGUCUGAUCCAGGACCACAUGGUGUCCGGGACCAGGAUGACCAUCCGGGACUGCUUCCUGUCCAGAGACCAGUACACGGAGCUGCUGUACCGAGGACUGACCGACCGGCCGGGCCGGGUCCGGCUCCUGCCUCCCGCCCUGCUCAAGCCCCAGAGGCUGUGGACCGGAAAGCAGCUGGUGUCCACCCUGCUGCUGAACAUCAUCCCAGACGGAGCGGUUCCCCUCAACCUGGUGGGAAAAUCCAAAAUCCCGGGGAAGGCGUGGAUCCAGGAGCGGCCGCGAGCCGCGCCCGGGUACUCCCCAGAGAGCAUGUGCGACUCUCAGGUGCUGAUCCGGCAGGGCGAGCUGCUGCUGGGCGUCCUGGACAAGGCGCACUACGGCUCGUCGGCCUACGGCCUGGUCCACUGCUGCUACGAGCUGUACGGCGGCGAGACCAGCGGCAAGCUGCUCAGCUGCCUGGCCCGCCUCUUCACCGCCUACCUGCAGCUCUACAGAGGCUUCACGCUGGGAGUGGAGGACAUCCUGGUGAAACCGGGCGCCAACAAGCGGAGGAGGAAGAUCAUCCAGGAGUCCCUGAAGGUCGGCUCCCAGGCCCUUCAGGCUGCCUUCAAUCUGCCGUCCAACGUGGGUCAAGCUGAGGCGCAGGGCCGCUGGCAGGACGCUCACCUCAACCCGGACCAGAGGGAUUUCACUCUGGCCGACCACAAGUUCAAAGAAGUGGCCAACCAGGUGAACAACGACAUCAACAAGGUCUGCAUGCCGGCCGGUCUGCACACGUCGUUCCCAGACAACAACCUGCAGCUGAUGGUCCAGUCCGGAGCCAAGGGAUCUACGGUGAACACCAUGCAGAUCUCCUGCCUGCUGGGCCAGAUCGAGCUGGAGGGCCGCCGGCCUCCUCUCAUGCCGUCCGGGAAGUUCCUGCCCUGCUUCCAGCCGUACGACCCGUCGCCCGGCGCCGGCGGCUUCGUGUCCGGGAGGUUCCUGACCGGCAUCAAGCCUCAGGAGUUCUUCUUCCACUGCAUGGCCGGACGAGAGGGGCUGGUGGACACGGCGGUGAAGACCUCCAGAUCGGGAUACCUGCAGAGGUGCAUCAUCAAACACCUGGAGGGCCUGGUGGUCCAGUACGACCUGACGGUGCGGGACAGCGACGGCUCCGUGGUGCAGUUCCUGUACGGCGAGGACGGCCUGGACGUCCCCAAGACCCAGUUCCUGCAGCCCCGACAGUUCCCCUUCCUCCAGGACAACUACCAGGUCAUCCAGAGGUCUCAGGGCCUGGACCAGGUCCUGGCCCGGCUGGACUGUCAGACCGCCUCCGAGCACUUCGAGGCCGUGCGGCGCUGGAGGGCCAGGCGGGAGACCGGGAGUCCUCGGAGAGGAGCCUUCCUGCUCUACUCCCAGAAGAAGCUGGCCAAACUGAAGGCAGCGUCGGCCGCGGAGCAAACGCUGUCCGGACGCCACCCUGCGGCGCUGGAGCUCACCCAGCAGUGGCACGCCCUGGACCAGCACACCAAGUCCAAGUACAUCCGCAAGACGGCGCGCUGCCCCGAGCCGGCGCUGGGCCUGUUCAGGCCCGACGUCUGCUUCGGCUCCGUGUCGGAGAACUUCCACCACAUCGCCGAGACGUACCUGGAGAGCCGGGGCGCCGGCGGCGUGGACGCUGACAGCCUCCGCCAGCUGCUGCUCUACAAGUGGCAGCGCUCGCUGUGCGACCCCGGCGAGGCGGUGGGGCUGCUGGCCGCCCAGUCCAUCGGCGAGCCGUCCACGCAGAUGACCCUCAACACCUUCCACUUCGCCGGCAGGGGGGAGAUGAACGUCACCCUGGGAAUCCCCCGGCUGCGGGAGAUCCUGAUGGUGGCCAGCUCCAACAUCAAGACCCCCAUGAUGAGCGUCCCGGUGCUGGGGACCAGGCGGGCCCUGAAGAAGGCCAAGAUGCUGCGCAAGAAGCUCAGCAGGGUCUGUCUGGCCGAGGUGCUGCAGAAGGUGGACGUGGUCGAGACCCUGCGGUUGGAAAAAUACCAGAAGCUGCGAGUUUUCAAAGUCACCUUCCACUUCCUGCCUCCUGCGCGGUACAGCGAGGACAAGCUGCUGACGCCCACCGAGAUCCUGCACUACAUGGAGACCAGGUUCUUCCGUCUCCUCCUCGAGGCCAUCAAGAAGCGCUCGGCCAAGCUGGCGUCCAUCGCCGUGGAAACCAGGAAGGCCGUGCCCCGGGACAAGGACGACGGCGGCGAUGGGGCGGCAAACUCGGACCAGGACGACGACGCGGAGCAGGAGAGACAGAUCGUGGACGAUCAGGCCAACGAAGGAGACGCCGACGCGUCGGACGCCAAGAGGAAGGACAAGCAGGAGGAGGAGGUGGACUACGAGAGCGAGGAGGAGGCGGAGGGCGACGACGAAGACGAUCAGCGGGAGGAGGAGGCGGAGGGAGAGGAGGGGGCGGAGCCCAACUCUCCAGAGGAGGAGGAGGCGGCGGCGGCGAAGGGAGAGGCUCCGGUGAAGAGCAGCCAGCGUGCCGGGCCGGAGGAGCCGGGCCAGUCCUGGAUCCAGACCAGGGUCAACGCCGUGCUGGACUCGCACCCGGCCAUCGAGAGCUACCGCUUCGACCAGCAGCACGAGCUGUGGUGUGAGGUGGACAUGGUGCUGCCGGUCAGCAAGGUGCACUUCGACCUGACCUCCGUGCUGUCCUCGCUGGCCCAGAACGCCGUCGUCAUGGAGACCAAAGGCCUGACGCGCUGCCUGCUGAGCGAGGCCGCCGGGAGGGGCGGCGAGAAGGAGACGCUGCUCAACACCGAGGGCAUCAACAUGCAGGAGAUCUUCAAACACAGCGACAUCUUCGACGUCAACCGGCUGUACUCCAACGAGGUGCACGUCAUGGCGAGCACGUACGGCAUCGAGGUGGCUCUGAAAGUCAUCGAGAAGGAGAUCAAGGACGUCUUCGCCGUCUACGGCAUCGAGGUGGAUCCCAGGCAUCUGUCGCUGGUGGCGGACUACAUGUGCUUCGAAGGCGUGUACAAGCCCCUGAACCGCCACGCCAUGAGGUCCAACUCCUCCCCCCUGCAGCAGAUGACCUUUGAGACGAGCUACAAGUUUCUCAAAGACGCCACCAUGCUGGGGUCAUGUGACCGGCUGACGUCCCCGUCCGCCUGCCUCGUGGUGGGGAAGGUGGUUCGAGGUGGGACCGGGCUGUUCGAGCUGAAGCAGCCUCUGCAGUAACUGAUUACUCAGCCAGCCGCCGUGGUGGUUUCACUCAGUCAUGUGACGAGGCGGCUGCGCUCGCCGCCGAGGACGGGGAUACACGCCGCUUUACUGCAGUUUUACUGGGCAGGAGUGAAAUAUGGGCAGUCUCUGUAUCAUAGCAUGGAAGGAUGUUUAAUGUGUUUCCCAAAGAAAAGAAAAAAACACAAAUGGUGUGCUUUGUAUUUAAUAAUAAAAAGUGAAAACGUGUGUCUGUUGAGCUGAUU